Messenger RNA from Striga hermonthica, 609 nucleotides. The record is from the annotation of a GenBank genome assembly. Lineage: Eukaryota; Viridiplantae; Streptophyta; Magnoliopsida; Lamiales; Orobanchaceae.
AUGGAGAAAAAUAAGUCGACCGCCAUUGAAAUUGCAGAAUCAAGCAAAGAAAGCAAGGGGAAAGCACCCCUACUUGCAGCAGCAGUCGGGCACGAUAGGGCAGCCGGGUACAAAAGGGGUGUCUCGAUUUUCGACCUCAUCUUGCGUAUAAGUGCCGCUACUGCAGCUUUAGCUGCCACCAUUGUUAUGGGGACAACCGAGCAGACCCUUCCGUUUUUCACACAGUUCUUUCAGUUCCGGGCACAAUACGAUGAUCUGCCGACUUUCACGUUUUUCGUGGUGGGCAUGGCUCUAGUUACGGGCUACCUUAUCUUGUCUGUGCCCUUUUCCAUCGUGUGCAUUGCUCGGCCGGUUGCUAUUGGACCUCGUUUCCUUCUCAUAGUCUGUGACACACUCACGGCAGUUUUGGCUACCUCGGCCGCUGGUUCAUCGGCAGCCAUAGUGUACUUGGCCCAUAACGGGAACUCGGACGCCAAUUGGCUGGCCAUAUGCCAACAAUUUAAUGACUUCUGUCAGAGGGUCAGUGGAGCUGUGGUGGCGGCUUUUGUGGCGGUGGUUCUGCUUAUAUUCCUGAUCGUGCUUUCCGCUAUGGCUCUAAGGAAAAACUGA